Messenger RNA from Hemibagrus wyckioides, 1393 nucleotides. RefSeq names its product C-C chemokine receptor type 5-like. The transcript has 3 exons. Bases 164 to 1249 code for a protein of 361 amino acids. Gene Ontology annotation, cellular component: membrane. Gene Ontology annotation, biological process: chemotaxis; immune response; G protein-coupled receptor signaling pathway. Lineage: Eukaryota; Metazoa; Chordata; Actinopteri; Siluriformes; Bagridae. Gene Ontology annotation, molecular function: chemokine receptor activity. The record is from RefSeq and is a predicted model, not a curated record.
UUUAAACGUCAUACAUCGUCUCCAUAGAGCUCCAGACUCGUCAUAAAAACAGAAGUGUGAAAACCAGAAACCUCAAUCAUCAGAACAGGCUUGGGUAUCUCAUAUCUCAUUUGACUUGAGGCUUUAUUGUUGAAUUCUUAUGACUGUUAAAUGCUGAAUAGCAAUGAUGUCGAACAGCUCUGAUUAUUUGGACAGUGUAACAUCCAGCAUGAUGACAACAGAGUAUUACUCUUAUGAAUAUGACCCUGAGGCAGAACCAUGUAAUUACAAUAAAGCUGGACAACAUUUUCUCCCGGUUCUCUACUCGCUGUUCUUUGUGGUUGGAUUCCUGGGCAACAUGCUGGUGCUGUGGGUGAUCCUGAGAGGUGUUCAGAUGAAAAGCAUGACUGAUGUUUCUCUCCUGAACCUGGCCAUUGCUGACCUUCUGCUACUCUUCACUCUCCCCUUCCUGGCUCACUAUGCAAGGGAUACCUGGGUUUUUGGUAAUGCCAUGUGCAGGCUGGUCCUCGGUGUGUACUACAUCGGAUUUUAUGCUGGAAUUUUCUUUAUCGUCUUGAUGAGCAUCGACAGAUACUUGGCUAUCGUCCAUGCUGUGUUUGCCUUAAGAAUCCGAUCAAAAAUGUUUGGGAUUUUAGCUAGCAUGGGCAUUUGGAUUGCAGCUAUAAUAUCAUCCUUUCCUGAGCUACAGCAUCUUGGAGUUGAAAAUGAUGCAACGCUAGUUUGUAAUGCUUAUCCAAAGAAUGUUGACCACAAUGAUGUUAGAAGUUUAGCAUUCAUAAAAAUGAACAUUUUGGGCCUGCUUAUUCCACUGAUUGUUGUGGGAUUUUGCUACUUGAUGGUGCUCCAGAGGCUUCAGACCAUCCGUUCUUCUAAAAAACUGGCCAUUCGCCUUGUUGUCGUGGUCAUGGUGGUCUUCUUCUGCUGUUGGACGCCGUACAACAUUGCAGCAAUCCUCAAAGCACUGGAGCUUAAGAAGAUCCUUAAUCCAUCUUGUAAGGGCAGCAAUAAUAUUCAACUGGCACUGCAAGCAACUGAAGCCAUAGCGUACUCACACAGCUGCAUCAAUCCGUUUCUCUAUGUGUUUGUGGGGGAAAAGUUCAGGAGACAACUCGCCAGGCUCCUGCGCCAGACACCAUGCGUCCAUGUGCAGUGUGUGAAGAGCUAUAUGAAUCAGGCUGCCGGCUCAGUGCAGUCCCGUACCACAAGUGUGGAUGAACGCAUAGUUAGUAUGAAUGUUGGAGGAGCAUGACAUUUUAUUCAGCAAAUAAAUCUCAUUUUGUAUGAGCUUAUAUAUCCUUAUAUAUAUCCCUUCUUAUAUAACCCAUACCUUUAGGUAAGUACAGAUUACCGUUCAAAGCAUUUCUGUAAAGCAUGCUUUCAGAAAAAAAAAGGG